CCAAGAUGGCGGCAGCGGUGGCGCCUGGGAACCCGCGGCACCGUCCCGGCUGCUGAGGCGGGCCCCGCACGGCUGGUAACGGACGGGCCAGGCCGAGGACAGGCGAACGGGCGGCCGCCGCCUCUACGCGCCCCACGGCCGGGGCUAGGCCGUGCCGCGGCGGCGCUGGGGGAUGCUCGUGCUGGGCCGGGCCUCUCCCUCCUCAACUUAGGGCGGCGGCGGGCCCGCGCCCCUGGCUCCCAGGCCAUGGCGCUGAGGGAGCUCAAAGUGUGUCUGCUGGGGGAUACAGGUGUAGGUAAAUCAAGUAUUGUGUGGCGGUUCGUGGAAGACAGUUUUGAUCCGAAUAUCAACCCAACAAUAGGGGCAUCUUUUAUGACCAAGACUGUCCAGUACCAGAACGAGCUACAUAAAUUCCUAAUCUGGGAUACAGCUGGACAAGAACGAUUUCGUGCCUUAGCGCCAAUGUACUAUCGCGGCUCGGCUGCAGCUAUAAUUGUUUAUGAUAUCACAAAAGAAGAGACAUUUUCAACAUUAAAGAAUUGGGUAAAAGAGCUUCGACAGCACGGCCCACCCAAUAUUGUAGUUGCCAUUGCAGGAAAUAAGUGUGAUCUUAUCGAUGUAAGAGAGGUCAUGGAGAGAGAUGCUAAGGACUACGCCGACUCCAUCCAUGCAAUUUUUGUAGAGACCAGCGCAAAAAACGCGAUAAACAUAAACGAACUCUUUAUAGAAAUUAGUCGAAGAAUUCCAUCCACUGACGCCAACCCACCUUCCGGUGGAAAGGGCUUCAAACUCCGAAGACAGCCUUCGGAGCCGAAACGGAGCUGCUGCUGACCGAGCCUCGGCCUCCAGGCUCAGCGGUGAAGUAGGUGGUCCUGAAAGUGAGCGGGAGGGCUGGAGCCCUGUCGCCAGGGGUCGCCUCGCCGGUCUUGUAUCUUCUUUGGGCAACAAGGAGUCAGAGGAAUCGACCGAUUCUGUUUCCUCUUUGCAGACUGCAGCAAUAACAUUUCAGUCCGUGGACUUCUCUUCUGUAAAGAGUCUCUGGUGUACAAAGGGAUGACAUCAUAGGCUUUUGACCUUGCUGAGAGCGAGUGUAUAAUUGUAUGGAUGGUAGGUUUAAAUUGUUGAGUAGUUUUGUAAUCAAGAUUUUAUGUAACAUUUGUAAAGGGAAAAUUAGCACUUUUGUGGUCCUUAAGGGAAGAAAAAGACCUUGUGGAGAUUAUCGUUUCCUUGGUUUCCCAUUGAUACCAUUUGGUACCAAUGAUACCAUUUCCUUGGUGUCAUUUAGAAGGCGGUCAGUUAUCAUAAAUGGAGGGAUGGCAGUUAUUUGAAGCUAAAAUGGGUUAUUUAUAAGGGCUGAUGGAGAUGGUUUCACCCCUGCCGUCUCUAAAGCACUUUCCAUUGGGUACAUCAGCCCAGGACAUGCACAGUAAACUCACAGCAGCAGGUGCAUGCCUCACCCUGGGUUUGCAUCCUGACCCUGUCACGUGCGUGUCACCAGGCACAUUAUUGGCACCUUUUUAAGGAAGCUGUCACGAUCAAGGUGGUGGUGGUAGAGAAGCUGCCUGGAAUAAAUUGAAUUGCAGAUGAUUGAACUGACUAGCAGUGGUUUACAAAGAGAAGAAGAGAGAAAGUAAAGAAAGUGGUGUAAAUGCUGUCAAUUUUUUAUUUAACCGAGAUAUUUUGGUGGGGGAGACAAUGGUCUGUCGCUUAGCAUAUGUAAAGUUGUAGUCUAUAUUUACGAGAACAUUGCUUACAGAUUAUAAAUUAUGUAAAUACAUUAACAAAUUCAGUGUUUCAUUCAACACUCCAUUUACUCUUGCACUGUGCCCGCCCAUUUCGCAGCCUGUGCACAGGAGGCUCCUUGAAGCACGUUGACAUGGUGCAAAAGCUUAGAGCGCAUGGCUUGCGAUCGGUCAGGAUUUCUCUGCCUUCCCUCCCGCCACCCCCGCCCCUCCAGUCCCAUCUGGAAAUCAUGGUGAAGACGUGUGCCACUCUGACAAGCGUGACUAACCCUUCCUAGCUUGGGGGCAAAAGGUUAAGGUCCCGGAGCUCGGAGCUCUCGGCGUUUACCUACCUGGUCUUGGGGGUAAGUUUCUUUUAGCUUUUACGGCAACCUCGGGCCAACUGUUUUGAGAGAGCUUUCCUUGUUAACAAUUUAGCCUGUCUUUCUGUUUCCCUUGUUUUCCCCUGCCUCUGUUAGUGGUUAAUGCUUUUUUCCCUCAGGGAGCCUACUGAGGUUUUUAAUGUAAUCUAAAAAUAAAGCACUGAAGUGAAGUUGGUGAAAAUUUGUUCCUGGUCUAAUCUGGCACCCUUCCAACCUGAGUACUGUAAGGGAAGGAAAUGUACAAGAUUAAAUAGGAAAUGAAACAGUUUGAAUUUCAAACUAAAUUGUUCUUUCAGAGCUAUCCUUAAACCGAACAGUUGAAAGUUUUAAAAAUAAUGGUUAUUUCUUUGUGCCCCCCACUUGAUACGGUUAGAUUGUAAUGGGAAAAUUAUAACUCAGAUUAAGUAAAAAACGAUUCCCUUUCCCCUGGUGUAUGUCUUAAGCAUUUGGAAUUGCUUAUUCUCUUAUCGAAAUCAUACAGAAGGAACGGAGGUAGUGAAAAUUCUCAUGUUGUUUUGUUUAAAAUACGUGUGGACUCUGUGCUCCUGCAGCAUCUAGCUUCCUUCCCAGCUUGAGAUGAGCAAG
Messenger RNA from Kogia breviceps (pygmy sperm whale), 2689 nucleotides. NCBI's taxonomy places the organism in Eukaryota, Metazoa, Chordata, Mammalia, Artiodactyla, Physeteridae. The record is from RefSeq and is a predicted model, not a curated record.